CGGAAAUUAUCUAUACAUUUGGCUGGGAAAAUGGCGAACCGAACUGUGAAGGAUGCUAAUAGCAUACACGGGACAAACCCACAGUAUUUAGUUGAGAAAAUUAUACGAACACGCAUAUACGAGUCAAAAUACUGGAAAGAAGAGUGUUUCGGACUGACGGCUGAGCUGGUUGUGGACAAAGCAAUGGAAUUGAAGUAUGUUGGUGGAGUUUAUGGAGGGAAUAUCAAACCCACGCCGUUCCUUUGCCUGACUCUGAAGAUGCUACAGAUCCAGCCUGAAAAGGAUAUCAUCGUGGAGUUCAUUAAAAACGAGGAUUUCAAGUAUGUCCGUCUGCUUGGAGCCACGUACAUGAGACUGACUGGCUCUUCAGUGGACUGCUACAAAUACCUUGAGCCACUUUACAAUGAUUACAGAAAAAUCAAAAGCCAGAACAGAAAUGGAGAAUUUGAACUCAUGCAUGUGGAUGAGUUCAUAGAUGAGUUGCUACAUGCAGAGAGAGUAUGUGAUGUUAUCCUGCCCAGGUUACAGAAAAGGCAGGUCUUAGAAGAGGCAGAGCUUCUGGACUCUCGUAUAAGUGCUCUGGAAGAAGACUUGGAUGAGGUUGAAACCAGUGAAGACGAGGAUGAAGAAGAGGAGAAGCCAGAGAGAGGACCAUCUCCAGAGCCACACCGACGGGGUUACCGUGACAAUGACCGGCCGCGCCGCUCCCCCUCACCACGCUACAGACGCAGUCGUUCACCAAGGAGGAGGAGCAGGUCACCAAAAAGACGCAGUCCCUCCCCAAGACGGGAACGCCACCGCAGCAAGAGCCCCCGCAGGCACCGCAGCAGGUCCAGAGAUAGGCGCCACCGCUCCAAGUCCCCAGGUCACCACAGAAGCCACCGGCAUCGCAGUCAUUCCAAGUCCCCAGAAAGAUCAAAGAAGAGUCACAAGAAGAGCCGAAGAGGAAAUGAAUAAUUUUUGUAAAACAUUUUUAUCAAGAUCUAAGGGACUUUACCUUUAUUCUACAGAUUACUCAGACUCUGCAUAUCUCUUAAAGGACAUAUGCAGGAUGUUCAAGUAGCUUUUUUUUGGAAACUUUUUAUUUGUCAUUUUUAGAUCUGUGUGCAUAUGUAAUUAAAUUGGAUGUUUUGGAAGAA
Molecule: messenger RNA, 1139 nt
Organism: Anguilla rostrata (American eel)
Lineage: Eukaryota; Metazoa; Chordata; Actinopteri; Anguilliformes; Anguillidae
Gene: prpf38a
Product: pre-mRNA processing factor 38A
Exons: 10
Coding region: 31-957 (308 amino acids)
Cellular component (GO): precatalytic spliceosome
Source: RefSeq, a predicted model, not a curated record